UUUUUAAUAGGAAAGCAAUUAUUCUUCAUCAAUAAUUAAGAGAUUGUUAUAAACUUAAAAUAUUGGUGAAGAAUGAAAUAUUUUAAACUGUCCGCGAAAACUUGAAUCGGGUGUAUGUGAUCUAAACUGCAACUGUAGUGACGCGUAGUGAGUAGAUUCCACACUAAAGAAUACAAAGUUAAUACCACCAUCACCACACCACUAUGAUUGACUAUGACCCACUAUGGACACUAUGAUGUAUCGUAUAUAAGUGUUUCAUAAUAAAGAAAAUAGAGUGACCAGAGAAAAGGCAAAAAGUGGGAAAAAUGUCGAGACGUCCGGAACAUUUAGCUCCACCCGAAGUGUUUUACAAUCAGUCUGAAGCUCGAAAGUACACACAAAGCUCCCGAAUAAUAGAUAUACAGGAAGAAAUGUGCAGACGUGCUAUAGAGCUUCUUUUGUUGCCAGAAGACAAAACUUUUUUACUUCUAGACAUUGGUUGUGGUUCCGGUUUGAGUGGCAGUGUUAUUGAAGAAUAUGGCCAUGUAUGGGUUGGGAUUGAUAUAUCGCCCGCAAUGUUAGGUGUAGCUUUAGAAAGGGAAGUCGAUGGUGAUUUAAUUUUGGGAGAUAUGGGUCAGGGAAUGCCAUUCAAAGCAGGAGGUUUUGAUGGGGCAAUUAGCAUUUCUGCUUUACAAUGGUUAUGCAAUGCUGAUAAACGUUCGCACGAACCGUCAAAACGUGUAUAUAAAUUUUUUUCUACGCUGUACUCAUGCUUAUCAAGAUCCGCUAGAGCUGUGUUUCAGUUUUACCCUGAAAAUAAUGAACAAAUCGAAUUAGUUACAACACAAGCUACGAAAGCAGGUUUUUAUGGUGGUGUGGUUGUAGAUUUUCCCAAUAGUACAAAGGCAAAAAAAUUCUUUUUAGUUCUAAUGACUGGUGGACCUGCAGUUCUUCCACAAGCUUUAGGUGUAAAUGACACUGAUACAGUCAUUUCUUAUGCAUCUAGAAGGGAACAAAUUAAAAAAGCUAGAGGUAAACCAUUGAAGAACAGUAGAGACUGGAUUGCAGAAAAGAAAGAAAGACGACGGAAACAGGGGAGAAAGGUCCGAGAAGAUUCAAAAUACACUGGAAGGAGAAGAUCUGGUAGAUUUUAGUAGACAUAUUUUAUAUGUGUAACUUUUAUACAAUACAACAGUCACGUUUCUAUCUUUAAAUAUAAACACGGAGCGUUCAAA
Molecule: messenger RNA, 1214 nt
Organism: Dufourea novaeangliae
Lineage: Eukaryota; Metazoa; Arthropoda; Insecta; Hymenoptera; Halictidae
Product: probable 18S rRNA (guanine-N(7))-methyltransferase
Exons: 5
Coding region: 306-1133 (275 amino acids)
Biological process (GO): rRNA (guanine-N7)-methylation
Cellular component (GO): nucleolus
Molecular function (GO): rRNA (guanine) methyltransferase activity
Source: RefSeq, a predicted model, not a curated record